Messenger RNA from Pediculus humanus corporis (human body louse), 1824 nucleotides. RefSeq lists its product as uncharacterized. The transcript has 9 exons. Gene Ontology annotation, cellular component: aryl hydrocarbon receptor complex; transcription regulator complex; nucleus. The record is from RefSeq and is a predicted model, not a curated record. Gene Ontology annotation, molecular function: RNA polymerase II cis-regulatory region sequence-specific DNA binding; protein dimerization activity; DNA-binding transcription factor activity, RNA polymerase II-specific. Lineage: Eukaryota; Metazoa; Arthropoda; Insecta; Psocodea; Pediculidae. Gene Ontology annotation, biological process: regulation of transcription by RNA polymerase II. Bases 1 to 1824 code for a protein of 607 amino acids.
AUGAUUCAAUUAAAAAAAAAAAAAGGAAAUUUUAAAAGGUUUCUUUUUUUUUUUGGAACCAUUUUUCCAAUUUGUAUUAUUAUUAUUAUUAUUAAUAUUUUUCUUUCUGUUGAUAGAGAUUUUGAUGAUGACGUCGUGGGAAAAGAUGAUAAAACCAUUCGUACAAACGAUGAUAAAAAACAAAAUCAUAGCGAGAUUGAAAAAAGAAGAAGGGAUAAAAUGAACACUUACAUAACAGAAUUGGCAAACAUGGUACCCAUUUGUCACGCAAAUCCGAGAAAAUUGGAUAAGUUGACGGUUUUAAGAAUGGCCGUUCAACAUCUCAGAUCGAUAAGAGGAACGGUUCAUUCUUACACGGAAGGACAUUACAAACCGACAUUUUUAUCAGACGAAGAAUUAAAAAAUCUUAUUUUACAAGCCGCGGAUGGUUUUUUAUUCGUCGUAGGUUGCGACAGAGGAAGAAUAUUAUUCGUGUCGGAAUCCGUAUCGGAAAUAUUAAAUUAUUCACAAUCGGAUUUACUCGGACAAAGUUGGUUCGAUAUAUUACAUCCGAAAGACGUGGCUAAAGUCAAAGAACAACUUUUCUCAUCGGAUUUAAGUCCGAGAGAAAGAUUAAUCGAUUCGAAAACAAUGUUACCCGUUAAAACGGACGUUCAACCGGCAGGUAUAUCGAGAUUGUGUCCAGGUGCGAGACGUUCAUUCCUAUGCCGCAUGAAAUGUAGAGGAUCGUUUCACGUCAAGGAAGAAGCCGACACGACGACAGGAUGUCACAGGCCGAGAAAAAAACAAUCAAAUUCCGAUAGGAAAUAUAACGUGAUACAAUGUACGGGUUAUUUAAAAUCAUGGCCGCCUGUUAAAUUGGGUUUAGAAGAAACUGAAGGAGAAAACGAUAGCGAAUCUUGUAAUUUAUCUUGUUUGGUUGCCGUCGGACGAAUACAAUCUCAAAUGAAUAAUAAUUUACAUUAUUAUUUUCCAACGGCUAACAUAAGACAAUUUCCAUUCGUAUCGAGACAUGCCAUCGAUGGUACUUUUUUAUUCGUCGAUCAAAGAGCAACGUUGAUGUUGGGUUUUCUACCGCAGGAACUCAUCGGCACGAACGUUUACGAAUAUUUUCAUCAGGAAGAUAUCAGAACGCUUUCGGAAACUCAUAAAUUAGCAUUACAAUCGUUACAAGUGACGAAAACGCAAAGUUAUAGAUUAAGAACGAAAGAUGGAAGUUACAUAAGAAUUCAAAGCGAAUGGAAACCGUUUAAAAAUCCAUGGACGAAAGAUAUAGAAUAUUUAAUUUCGAAAAAUUCUGUCGUUUUAACGGUUGACAGUAGCGUAAUAAGGUCGGAAGGACCGACACAAUCGAAUAGAAAUUACGAUCCAUUUUCAACGAACGUUCAAAGAGUUCCAUCUUCUCACGUCGGUCCGAGUCUCAUAGGACAACAAAUAGCAAGAGAAAUCGUAUUGAGAAGAUGCGAUGACAAUAAUUAUGCGAAUACGCCAUCACCGAGUGGUAUCGAUGCUUCUGACGUCACGAUACAAACAACAUCAAACCCUGAGUCGGUUAUGUCGACAAGUGAUAACGACGGACGUAUUUCAUCCCUACAAAGAAUUAAUUUAAACGAUAUGAAUAACGUUAAUAUUAAACAUCACAGUAUAAGAAAUAACGUGUCACUAACGGCGGCAGCAUCGUCUGGAAUCGAUGAUUCAGAUGCCGAAAUGUUGGAAAUGAUGAGCGGUACGGCGGCUAUGGCCGUCAUUAUGAGUUUAUUAGAAGCCGAUGCCGGUUUGGGUGGUCCCGUUGAUUUUUCCGGUUUGCCAUGGCCGUUACCGUAA